CUAUCUUCCUUCACACCUUCAAUUGCUAUUCCAUCAAGCUUUCUGAAUCCCAAUUCUAAACCCUAAUUCUCUUCCCAGCACCAAAGUCUGCUUUAGAUAUGGCACCAAAGGCAGAGAAGAAGCCAGCGGAGAAGAAGCCUGCAGAGGAGAAGAAGUCCACCGUAGGUGACAAGGCUCCGGCGGAGAAGAAGCCGAAGGCAGGAAAGAAGCUUCCCAAGGAAGGAGGCGCUGGUGGCGAUAAGAAGAAGAAGAGAAACAAGAAGAGUGUGGAGACAUACAAGAUCUACAUCUUCAAGGUUCUGAAGCAGGUUCACCCCGACAUUGGUAUCUCCAGCAAGGCCAUGGGUAUCAUGAACAGUUUCAUCAAUGACAUCUUUGAGAAGCUUGCCCAGGAAUCUUCUAGACUUGCCCGCUACAACAAGAAACCCACCAUCACUUCAAGGGAAAUCCAGACUGCGGUCAGACUUGUGUUGCCUGGAGAAUUGGCCAAACAUGCUGUCUCUGAGGGUACCAAGGCUGUUACCAAGUUCACUAGUUCUUGAACAACUUAUCUUAUUUCUGACCUGUGUUCUAGGUCACUUAUGCUUCUUCGUUGUAUCUAUUCGAUCUAAUGUUCUAAUCCUAGAUUUGAAUCGGCAGGGUUUUAGUUUUAGUUUAAAUUGAAAAAAAUGGGAUUGUGCACAGCCUCUUAUGUAUUGAAAUAUUGAAUUGAUGCAAUAGAAGUGUUUGAUGUGAGAUCA
Molecule: messenger RNA, 740 nt
Organism: Vigna unguiculata (cowpea)
Lineage: Eukaryota; Viridiplantae; Streptophyta; Magnoliopsida; Fabales; Fabaceae
Product: putative histone H2B.1
Cellular component (GO): nucleosome
Molecular function (GO): protein heterodimerization activity; structural constituent of chromatin; DNA binding
Source: RefSeq, a predicted model, not a curated record